Messenger RNA from Sphenostylis stenocarpa, 921 nucleotides. Lineage: Eukaryota; Viridiplantae; Streptophyta; Magnoliopsida; Fabales; Fabaceae. The record is from the annotation of a GenBank genome assembly.
AUGUCUCGUCGAGACUCUGAUUCCAAGCGUCGCCACUCCAAGUUCGAUCGAGAAUCAAGUCCCAAGAGAUAUAGAAGGGAUGGUAAACAAGAAAGAGAAAGGGACAGGAAUAGAGUAACCUAUGAUGGAGGAGAUCAGAGAAACCCACCGCUACCACAUCAUUCUAAGCGAGAACAUUUUGAUGCUGCUGCUCCUCCCAAAAAAUCAAAUUCAAAUGAUCAUCAUGAGAAGCCAUCCAAACAUUCGUCUCAACUAUCAAGAUCUCGCUCUCAUUACCAGCAUGAAGAACGGGGAAGUACUGGGCAGGUUGGUCGAAGCAAUGGACAAAGGGAAGCUGGUGGAAAGGUCUUAACUCAGAGUAAAGACAAUAAUGAAAGGGUGGAGACAGGUCAGAGUAGAGAGGAAACAAAUGAUAAAUCACAGGUGAAACUGGAUGAUAAUUUACAAAAAAGAGAUGGUUUUGUCGAAAGAAAAGAUGAUCCACCCCCUACAAUGAGGAAACGACGAGCAUUUAGGGAGAAGAAGAUUCCUGCAGACUCAGCUGAUGCUGAUCCAGCUUCAACGGUAGUAGUAAAGUCAAGCCAUACUGACCAUUUUCUGGAAAGGAAUGAAAGGAAGGAGGAAAGAAGCAGCAAUCCUCAUCAUCUGGAUAGACCUGAGAAGCAAAUUACAGAGGACAGAGCACUCAAUAAGAGUGAAGCAAGGAGGGAUAGCUUUGCAUCAAAAGCAAGGUAUGGGGGAAGUGGAGGCGACAGUAAUUAUCGGGGAAGAGAUAAAUUUAACGGAAGACUAGUUUAUCGUCCUGUUAAGUCACGAGUAGAGAAGUGGAAACAUGAUUUGUAUCAAGAGGUUAACAAGGAUCCUGUUCCAAAGAAUGAAGAUGAUCAGAUUGCUAAGUUAGAAGCACUCUUGGCUUCGUAA